Ustilaginoidea virens is the source of this 972-nucleotide messenger RNA. RefSeq lists its product as uncharacterized. The transcript is spliced from 6 exons. Bases 1 to 972 code for a protein of 323 amino acids. Gene Ontology annotation, biological process: meiotic DNA double-strand break processing; meiotic DNA double-strand break formation; reciprocal meiotic recombination. NCBI's taxonomy places the organism in Eukaryota, Fungi, Ascomycota, Sordariomycetes, Hypocreales, Clavicipitaceae. The record is from RefSeq and is a predicted model, not a curated record. Gene Ontology annotation, molecular function: DNA topoisomerase type II (double strand cut, ATP-hydrolyzing) activity; ATP binding; DNA binding. Gene Ontology annotation, cellular component: nuclear chromosome.
AUGCCGCUCUCUCAAGGAGUCGCAAAGAUUCAGUAUUCUGCCAUGAGUGCCCUUUUCCGAAUUACCACCAAAAAUAUAUUUUACCAACACGAAGACUUGUUUGGGUCUCAAAGAGUGGUUGAUGAGCUGGUUGACGACAUUGCUGUGACUCUUGAUCUCGAUCGUUCAGACCUGAACAUAGUAGCAACAGCCAAAGGUGUUGUAGCAGGACCGUUGAUAAUUUGGCUUCGUGACGGCCAAUCUGUAGAUGCGUCAUCUGGAGACGUGGGCGUUAUGAUACCGCCUUCCGAUUCCAUACAAGGCGUUGAGCUUGGGGCAAUUCGUUGGAUUCUUGUCCUCGAAAAGGAUGCAACUUUUCGAUCUCUUUCGGCAUCUCGAUACUGGCAACGAUGCCUUUGGGGAGAUGGGCUGCUUAUCACAGCCAAGGGAUACCCCGACAUGAUUACCAGGUCGUUUCUCCAUUCACUCAGUGGUCGGCGGCCAGACGUGCCGGUUUUUGUUUUGGUAGACUUUGACCCUCACGGCUUAAACAUAUUUCACUGCUUCCUCCAUGGAUCCGGAAACGUCCUCACCGACUCAGCCAUCCGCAAUGGCUCCAUGCGAUUCCUUGGCAUCAAGUCGCGUCACCUCUUUUCCAUCAAUGUAGCGAACCCAGCUUCCCUUGCACGUGUCGGCGCACCAGCGGAGAGACAAGCUUCGACCUCGCCAAGUGGUGCUACCGCAGCCAUGUCAGCUGAACAUGCGCAAGUGACAACCAGUGUCCUUGAUACGGGGGAUAGAAAGCUGAUAUGUCACACUCUGAACCGGCUGUCUCCCUCUCACGCUGCCGAUUCGACAUGUGCAACUCUUGUGCAGGAGCUCCAGGUCAUGCAAAUGCUCGGGUACAAAGCAGAAAUCCAAGCGUUGGGCGACGGCGGAAAUUUGGAGAAAUGGCUCGAUGCACACAUUGGAGAGGAGCUGCACGCGUUGUAG